AUGAGUGGCAGUAUAUUUAGUUCUGGAGAUCCAUGGGAAAAUGGCUGGGCAUCUAAUGAUAAUGAUAAUAUAAGGUCAUCUACCAUUCCUGGUUUGGAUUCAGGCAGUACAUAUUUAACAUCAUCACAAUUACUCAAUCAUGAUGAUACAGGAGAUGCAAAUAAAUUAGGUGAAAUUCCAGUAUCGUAUAAGAAGGUUUAUUCUGCAUUGUCAGAAGAGAUAUCUACAGUCACUGAUUUGGAAAGAUUGGUAUUUAAUAAGUUGGUGGACGCUGGCUAUUUUACAAGUUAUCAAAGUUCGAAGAUCUUAGAUACAUUGUAUGAUCAUUCCAUAUUACCACCAUCUGACAUUGCCAAUUUUGAACGAACUUUGGGUCUCAUUGCAUUGGAAUUGGAUGCAGCAGGAACGGGCGAAUAUGUGACGUUACAAAUGAGACUCAAUGAUUUGCCUGAUUUACCUGACAAAGUAGUUCAUUUGCUUAUAAAUGAAGAUGACAAGUCGAAGACUAAGGAUAUUGUGGAUCCAUUGAAUGCUCAAUUGGCAAGCACGGGAUUGUCUGAAAAUGAUAGGAAUGAAUGGCAUGCGGAUACGUCAGAACAUAAGACAGGUGGUCAAGCAAGUAUUUUGUCAGACCCUAUACUUACUGACCAUACUUCUGUACAGAAAAGUCAUCUUGAUGGAGGUGGAGAACAACAGCCUGCAGAUCAUUCGCAUAUUGCCAAAUACAUCAAUAAUAUAAGAGAUACCUUUACUCCAUUAGUUGAUUCGAAAGAAACCAUCAAGAUAAAAGAAGUACCUGAAAAGGAAGGAUUGGUUUUCAAACACACAAAUUAUAUCAUUUCCCAUGACUUAAGCUUGGGCAUGCAUGGACCAGCAGGAACAAAGAAAGUCAUCAGAAGAUAUUCUGACUUUGUAUGGUAUGUAACACAAUUUCAACUAUUAUCUGACACACUAUACUAA
Debaryomyces tyrocola is the source of this 960-nucleotide messenger RNA. Lineage: Eukaryota; Fungi; Ascomycota; Pichiomycetes; Serinales; Debaryomycetaceae. The record is from the annotation of a GenBank genome assembly.